This is a messenger RNA of Trichoderma virens Gv29-8, 1830 nucleotides long. RefSeq lists its product as uncharacterized. The transcript has 5 exons. The coding region runs from base 1 to 1830 and encodes 609 amino acids. The record is from RefSeq and is a predicted model, not a curated record. NCBI's taxonomy places the organism in Eukaryota, Fungi, Ascomycota, Sordariomycetes, Hypocreales, Hypocreaceae. Gene Ontology annotation, molecular function: protein binding.
AUGCCUCUCACUUCACCCGCCAAUUCCAACAAAACCGUGAAUCACAAGCUCACUCAACCCUCUGGCGAAAUUGACAUGGCGUCCGCUGCAGACAUUUAUAAUGACGACUUAAACAUAGCUCACGCCGUCCUACUGAAAAAUCAACAGCAGUUCAUCAUCAGGUCGAUAUUCUCAUGGCUGCCAGUCCUGUCCGUUGGCCGCCACCUGUUGACACUGCCGCUGUUCUGCACAAUCAUCCUGUUCCAGCUGGCAAUCCUUGCCGUUGUGAAAAAUGGCCUUGUUCGAAACUCUUGCCGGAGAAUGGCGAAAACGAAGCCGACGUCGCUCGAUGGCCGAAGCCAAAAGCUCUCAAAGCCGGCGUGGAAACCCAAAGACCAAGCCGGGCCCAGCCUGAAGCCGGCAUCUCCUCCCAAGACAAAUCCGUGGAAUCGACGCCCGACUCCGGCAGCAUCCGACCACCAAGAUUCCACAAAGUCUGUACCGCUGGCGACUGAAGAGUUUCCCCAGCUGAGCUCUUCUGGGGGCGCCACCGGCACUGCGGCUGGCGAAAAGGCAGAGGUAGAGACACAGACACAGACAGAGGCAGAUACAGAGACAGAGGUUCAGGCAUCUCCGUUGUGCGAUGAAUCCAAAUCAAGUUCCUCGACAACCGAAUCGCAAUCUGAAGAGUCCAGAUCUGGCGUUUCUCGACUCAGCACGCCGACGAGGUUGAUCCUGGAAGAGGCCGCAGAUCAAGCUGCCAAAAUCCUCUGGAGACAUCCCUUUGGCUCAAACGUCUACUUGUACGUGGAAAGCAGCGUGUUUCAACUGCACCGCGAUAUCCUCACGCGACGCUCCGGAUGGUUUCGCAACAAGCUUCCUCCACCAAACCAGGAUGGAUCCCCCAUCGAGAUACAUCUACCACAUGCCAUCGGAGCGGUGCAGCCGUGCCUUUUCUUCAUGUACACCAAGAACCUCGACAUCUGUGAGAGAGACGUGAAUCAGCCGCUCAACUUUAUACAUCUUCCGCGAUGCGUCCUUGCUUAUUGCGCAGCAGUCAACUUCCAGAUUCCUGCAAUGGCAUCGCGCAUUCUGUCCAUCCUCGAAGACACCACCAAGGAUGUCUCUAAAUACCUCAAUACCUACUACAUCUACAAGGAAAUGGACUGCAAAACCAGCAGGUCUAUUGCAGCCCACUUUAUCAACUCUCUGGAUAUCCUGUAUUCAGAACCGCUAUUCGAGCUCAUGAAGCCGAUGCGACACGCCCUUGCCGGCCUCCUCGACGCAUUGCUUCCGUCACUGCUUCGCCAGCCAUAUUUCCCUGAACUGUUAAGCAUGCCCUCAUGGAAACGGUGGUCAGCCGCCAUUGCUGCCGACCAGGUCGAGUACCGAAGUGCCAUCGGCCAUUACCGGUCGCCGACAGAGUCCAUCUUGCCGAGUGAGCUUGAGCUAGAAGCGUUAUUCGAUCGUGUGCUGGGACAAUAUGAUCGGUGCCACAUAAACAAAUACAACGGGGGAAGCCCUUCUAGAGAAGAUCCCAGAGGGGGGACACCUGAAGAUCCUGAGGGACAAGACAAGGCCACAACAGGGGAGUUUUGGAAAAAGAAAGACGAUGAUAAUAAAGAGUACAACGAAGAAGAGUCAACGCUAGUAUAUCAGGCUCCAAGUGUUGUGGGCAGCACAGGCAGCGAUACAGGCACUUGGAAUUCGUUUGGAACAGAUGGCGUCGAGGCAGAGCCAGAGAAGCCGUCGACUGCCAGCGCCGGUGUACAUGACACAUGCACGAGGAGUAGAACAAACAGCGGGGCAGGGGCGGGCCAAAGUAUGAGAGGUAAGAAGACGAAGAGAUGA